CGCGAAAGUACUUUUGCCGCUUUCUCAGUUUGCUUUCAAAAUGUCGGAUAAUGCCUACAUGUCAAUGCUCAACAAUCCCAGUAUCAAUCCUCCAGUUGGACAGAGUAAUGUGCAACUAGAAAGGGUGUCACCGAGCAAGUUUUCAGAACCCAUUGGUACUAAAGCUGCGGCCGCCAAGCAAAGAUUGGAACAAGUCACCCAAGAUCUAGUAUACAUUAGCGAAUCAGACGAACCAUUUACUUUCUUCAAUAUCCCCUGGAAAGAGAGCAACUUCCCCUCACUGGAUCAAUUUAUCACUUUAGUGAAUGAGGAUGUGAACACUCAGUCGCAUGACGAGGAGCAGUCUACCAGAACUUCAACUAGCAUGGAACAAUUCUUUGAGCCAUUGACCGGCGGAGACGAUCCAUACAAUCAAGCGGCAGAGUAUGUACAGCUUCAAGAUACUUUUGUUGAGCUGUUUGGUCAUCGUGUCCAAGUGUAUUCCUUUGGUUCUUCAGAGAUCAAGGUUUACAUCGCAGGUAAUUGCGAAGACGGACUAGUUGGAGUUAAGACAGCCAAGGUCGAGACAUAAACCUGUUGUAUGAUAGAAGAAAUUUGUAUAAUAAACUGAAAGAGCGCCAUUCGCUCAACAUUUACGACAUUGUCACA
Molecule: messenger RNA, 648 nt
Organism: Umbelopsis ramanniana AG
Lineage: Eukaryota; Fungi; Mucoromycota; Umbelopsidomycetes; Umbelopsidales; Umbelopsidaceae
Exons: 1
Coding region: 41-571 (176 amino acids)
Source: RefSeq, a predicted model, not a curated record